Molecule: messenger RNA, 1485 nt
Organism: Colletotrichum siamense
Lineage: Eukaryota; Fungi; Ascomycota; Sordariomycetes; Glomerellales; Glomerellaceae
Product: Cutinase transcription factor 1 alpha
Exons: 7
Coding region: 1-1485 (494 amino acids)
Biological process (GO): DNA-templated transcription
Molecular function (GO): zinc ion binding; DNA binding
Source: RefSeq, a predicted model, not a curated record
AUGCCGCCCCCUGAAGUGGCAGAUCAACUAGUCCGCACCUUCUUCGACACCACACACAUUGCCUUCCCUGUCUUUGACCGACGGAAGUUCACGCGGUUGUAUCUCCAAGGCCAGGCCUCCCCGCUUGUAUUGCAGACGAUCUUCCUUCUGGGUUUCAUGGUCGGCAGCGAUGACCUCAUUCAAGCAGGAGGCUUCAAUGACAGAGCCACAGCUAGGAAGACAUAUUAUCUCCGCGCUAAGGCAUUGUACGACGCCGAUUACGAUGCCGACCGAAUGAAUGUUGUUGCUUGCUUGCUUUUGAUCGGCUUUUGGUGGGCUGGUUACGACGAGCAGAAGGAUCAUUGUCAUUGGGUUGGCUGUGCGACGACCUUCGCGCAGUCGAUGGGCAUGCAUCGCUCGAUGUCACAAUCCACGUUCAGCCCUCAUACAAAGUCUCUCAGGAAGAGAAUUUGGUGGGCGAUUUAUGUCCGUGAACGGCAUCUCUCUGCAGCGUUUGGUCGGCCAUGUCGUAUCCGUGACGAAGAUUGUGACGUUGAGCCCCUGGAUGAGGAUGACUUCAACUUUGAUCUGGACUACGACCAAAGACUUAUUCCCACUCAACAAGAAUAUCACGUAUCCUAUGUUCUUGAGAUGACAAGGUUGGCAGCAAUACUUGGCGACGUACUCAUUUCGGAGUUUAGUCCUCGCCGUCCCACGACAGAGCAGUUCAAGACGCAAACUCUCAAAGAGAAACUUUUUGGAUGGGAACGGAAACUACCAGAGAACCUUAGGAUGUUGCCCCUGGACGGCACUCUCGGUGCCUCUUUUUGGGCCAGCAUGCUGCAUUUCAACUACCAAUACUGUCAAAUACUUCUGUUUCGCCCGAAGUCCAUCGAGAUAGUCUCCCAGGAAGAGAAGGAACGGGACUCACGAGCACGCAUGGCGGCAGACGCCAUCACUCGCAAUGCAGAAGAUCAACUUUCUGCGGAUACCAUACAAUAUGCACAAAUUCAUCUAGUACCGGCUUUGUUUGGCGCCCUGUCCAUGCAUACCAUCGAAAUCUGCCGCAAGGACUCAAUUCGCCGACAGCUAGCGGAGAACAAAUCACGCCAGUGUCUUUUAGCCCUGGGAGAGUUAUCAAAGUCCUGGCCAGUAAGGAUCUGGAUCUCGAAAUCGUUCGUCAGUCUGAUGACGAGAUUGACUGGCCAAGACUCAGCCCCUUCUGGCGGUGCUAUCGUCCGAGUCUCCUCCAGCAUUCACCCUGCCAGUCCAGGUGGUCAUUCUCUUCACGAGGCUGUCAAUGACAACCGAUCUGCCUCCGGUGGCGGAGGUGGACACCAAGACACAUCUCCAACGCUCAACGACGGCUCACAAACUCGGGACUUCGACCCUUACGAAAUCACUGAAGCAAACCCUCAUCUAUUUUACGACAGCUUUUGGACCUCAUACCUGGACAAUGCCUUUGAUGUGGACUUGCUCAUUCAUCCUAAUUCGGGUCUUUUUUGA